Aspergillus saccharolyticus JOP 1030-1 is the source of this 2200-nucleotide messenger RNA. RefSeq names its product tRNA (uracil(54)-C(5))-methyltransferase. The record is from RefSeq and is a predicted model, not a curated record. NCBI's taxonomy places the organism in Eukaryota, Fungi, Ascomycota, Eurotiomycetes, Eurotiales, Aspergillaceae. Gene Ontology annotation, molecular function: tRNA (uracil(54)-C5)-methyltransferase activity, S-adenosyl methionine-dependent. Gene Ontology annotation, biological process: tRNA processing. The coding region runs from base 106 to 1902 and encodes 598 amino acids. The transcript has a single exon.
CGACAUUCUUUAAUUUCUCCCUCCUUCGCUCUUCCCCCGCGCUCCAACCGUGCUUCAAUUUACGGUCAGUCUUGCUGAACGGCGCGGGUUCCCAGCGUUCAUCAAAUGUUUGCAUUGCGGUCAUUGCGCCUGUUUUCUCAAAGACUCCCCUCGAGAUUGUCCCUCCAGACUCCCCCCCGCCUGGUCCACACUCGUCCACAUCCAGAUAUCGAUCAGCGAUUGAGCGCUGUCGUUCGAAACAUGCAGAACGCACCCAAGAAGCCCGCCAACCCGCCCAAGCGGCGCAAGCAGCUCCGCAAUGAGAAGCUCAAAGGCUUCGACGAGGUCCUCCAGGCCGAUAUCGAUGCGCUUCUCCGCAAACACAAGCCCGAAACCGAGGUCGAAUACCUGACGCCUCAAGAGCCCGCCUUGCCCGAGCUCUUCUCCGAGAUUGAAGUCCAAGUCGCCGAGAUUUCGUCCACGGGGGAUGGUCUGGCCUUGUCGGAGAAGCAGGACCAUGUCUACGUGGUGCCCUUCAGCGUCCCCGGAGACAAAGUGCUGAUCAAGGUUGUGCGCCAUUUCGCCUCUCUCCAAUACACUCUCGCCGACUUCAUCAAGGUCGUCGAACCCGGCCCCCAGCGCAACGACGCCGGCAUCGGCUGCCAGUACUUCGGGAAGUGCUCGGGCUGCCAGCUCCAGAUGAUGUCCUACGAGGACCAACUGGCGCACAAGAAGCGCAUUGUCGAGAAAGCCUACGCCAACUUCUCCGGCCUCAUUCCCGAGCUGAUCCCCGCCAUCGGCGACACCUUCCCCUCUCCACUGCAAUACGGUUACCGCACCAAGCUCACGCCGCACUUCGCCGCUCCCCCCGGCAGUGGCCGCGGCCGUCGCAACAAGGACUCGGGCGUGCGACACACCGAGGUCCCGCCCAUCGGCUUCACCUACAAGAACCGGCGCACCGACCUCGACAUUGAAGAUUGCCCGCUGGGCACCGAGAUCGUGCGCCAGGGCCUCAAGAGCGAGCGCAAGCGCGUGGCCGAGCGUCUCUCCACGUACAGCCAGGGCGCGACGCUCCUGCUGCGCGAAUCCACCUCGCGCAUCCCCAAGGGCGACCAGGCCGCCGCCGCGAAGACCGAGUGGCCGCGCACCGACGACCUCAACCAUAUCAACGACUACUCCGCCGACCUCAUCCGCAACGAGACCGACACCUACACCGAAGAGAAACGCUGCGUGACCAACCCCAACGCCACGACGGUCGAAUACGUCGACAACUACGUCUUCACCAACAAAGCCGGCGCCUUCUUCCAAAACAACAACUCCAUCCUCACCGGCUUCACCGACUACAUCCGCCAACACGCCCUCGCACCACCUCCUUCCACUAACCCCUCCUCCUCCACCUCCACCUCCACCCCCAAUGAUCCAUCCACCCAACCAAUCAAAUACCUCCUAGACGCCUACUCCGGCUCCGGCCUCUUCACCAUCACCCUCUCCCCGCUCUUCAAAUCCAGCCUCGGCGUCGACGUCGCCGGCGACUCCAUCCUGUCCGCCCGCCAGAACGCCCGCGCCAACGCCCUCCCCAACACCGGCUUCGCCGCCGCUGACGCCGCCGUCCUCUUCAAGGACGUCCCCUACCCCGCCGACCAGACCCUGCUCGUCAUCGACCCGCCCCGCAAGGGGUGCAGCGACGACUUCCUCCGCCAGCUGCUCGCCUACGGCCCCAAGCGCGUCGUCUACGUCUCCUGUAAUGUCCACACCCAGGCCCGCGACGUCGGCGUCAUGGUCCAGGGCAGCCCCGUCCAUAAGAUCCGGUACGAAAUUGAGAGCAUAAGGGGCUUUGACUUCUUUCCGCAGACGGGGCAUGUUGAGGGUGUGGCGGUGUUGAAUCGCGUGGCGAUUCCGGAGGGGGAAGGGGAGUCGGCUUAGUUUGGUUUGGUUUGAUUGGUCAACGCUGAGGGAUUGAGGGUUGGGUGGUGAAUAUGGCUGUUGUAUGGUGAGGUGAGUCGAGGUGAAGUGUGGAUGAGUGUUGGAUUUUACUAUUUACCUGUGCUUGAUGUAUACAUAUUACGUGCUUAUUGGCGUUGUGGGGCCGGGGUAUUCCAAAAAUAGUGCCGUGUUUACGUUUCAGACUGGGUUACUUCGGCUGUGAUGUGGGUUGGUUACGUCGGGGACUGUCAAGUAACUAUCUUAACGUUGAUUGCCUCUACAUUGCAUCCAUAUUAUA